Neopsephotus bourkii (Bourke's parrot) is the source of this 837-nucleotide messenger RNA. It is a transcript of the gene MAP1LC3C, whose product is annotated as microtubule associated protein 1 light chain 3 gamma. Gene Ontology annotation, molecular function: ubiquitin protein ligase binding. Gene Ontology annotation, cellular component: autophagosome; cytosol; autophagosome membrane. The record is from RefSeq and is a predicted model, not a curated record. Gene Ontology annotation, biological process: autophagosome assembly; autophagy of mitochondrion; cellular response to nitrogen starvation. NCBI's taxonomy places the organism in Eukaryota, Metazoa, Chordata, Aves, Psittaciformes, Psittacidae. Bases 81 to 512 code for a protein of 143 amino acids. The transcript has 4 exons.
UGCCCCGGCCCCAUAAGAAGCGCAGCGCUGCGGCGGUGGUACCUAGUAGUGUUCUUCGGAGCACCGCGGCGGGAGGGAGGAUGCAGGCGGUGCCCGGGGCGCAGCCGGUCCGGCCGUUCAAGCUGAGGAAGAGUUUCGCCACCAGGCUGGAAGAAGUAGCAGGAAUCCGGGCGAAGUUCCCAACAAAAAUCCCGGUAAUAGUUGAGAGAUACCAUAAAGAGAAAUACCUUCCUCUUUUGGACAAAACCAAGUUUCUUGUUCCCGAGGAACUAACCAUGACACAGUUCAUAACCAUCAUAAGAAGCAGGAUGGCUUUAACAGCUACACAAGCUUUCUACCUGCUGGUGAACAACAAAAGCCUAGCCAGUAUGUCCUUAACAAUGGCAGAAGUGUACAGGGACUACAAAGAUGAAGAUGGCUUUGUGUAUAUGACAUAUGCGUCCCAGGAGAUGUUUGGAUGCUUUUUACCUGCUGCUCAAGGGAGAACUAUGGAACGCUUUCAAAAAACUUAAGGUUGGGACCAUGUGCUGCACUGAAGCAGUUUGCUAUGAAUCCUGCCUGUGACAUGAACCUUGGAGAUGUUCCUUCCAAUAUGAGCUCUGCAAUGAGGAGUUAUGACCCAAAAGCUGGCAGGACCAGCUAAAGGCAGCAAUGGUGGCACACUUUUUUCUAGAUGAUAAUUUGGAUAUAUUUUUAUAUUUGAAGAUGCUAUGGGUGUUUCUGGAACUGCACCUCCAUUUUUUUAAUAUUUUUUUUCAAUAUCAAUCUUUAUGUAACUGAUUUUUAAGGUGUCCUUAAAGCCCAAGUCUAACAGCAAAAUAAAGAAGCUUUUAAGUA